Molecule: messenger RNA, 1924 nt
Organism: Yamadazyma tenuis ATCC 10573
Lineage: Eukaryota; Fungi; Ascomycota; Pichiomycetes; Serinales; Debaryomycetaceae
Source: RefSeq, a predicted model, not a curated record
UCUCAUAAAACCGAAUUUUUGAUUCAGGAGACUCAACAUAUUCGUAUUAUGAAUUCGCUUGUACAAUUGUCUGGUAAACGACAUCUGGUUGGGCCCCUGUCUACAAACAAGUCACAUAAUCAUAUGGUUGACAAGGUAUCUACUGAGUGUGUAGGAAAUGUUUCUGACCCUGAAGAAGCUGUUUCUGCUGUAUCUGGACUUUCUUCGUCUACCUCGACGAAGGCUAAUAUUUCCGAAACGUCAGCUAAGACGAGCACAACCGAAAUGUCGGUAGGAAAAGAUCGUUGGUCUUUCAAUAAGGAUGCCCAACCUUUCUUCCCUACCCCACUGUCGCCUUCCACUCCUUCUACUUCCUUAGACGAGCCACUUCCAAUAGUAGUGAUGAUAUCCAAUAUCGUUCCCACGGUUGUUGAGUCAGACCUUGAAGCAUUGCUUAUGGAAACCUUGUCUUCUUCCAAGAUAAGGGAUCAAGAAUAUAUUGACCCUGACUUCAAUAUACUUUCCUUCGGUAAUACGAAUAGUUUUGAUGAAAUAACUGCUUUAGUCGAAAUAUUCGAGUACCAAGAAGCUGAAACAAUCAUGGAAAAGUUACAAGGUAAACAAUGGCUCAAUAGUACCUUGGAGGUUGCAAUCAUGCCUCCCCCAUCCUUAUCACCAUCACCCUAUUAUGGGUUUGGGUUUUUCAAUCAAAUGAUGUACUUCCCUGGAAUCGCUCCUUAUGGGGUCUAUGGUCUGCCUUACGGUUUUUCGGGCCGGCAAGCAAUGAUGCCGCCAUUUGGUUCUGUACCCCCUUGGAGAAAAGCACAGCCAAGUGUACCAAUGGCACAACCCCCUCGAACACCUGGUGGGGCAUCUCGUCGACUGUCAUCCUCAAGUACUGGAUCCGCUUCCAAGCCAACAGGAGUUCCACAAUUCGUUAUGAAUUUUGUUAAAAAGGAAGAACCAAUUCAUAAUUCUGACUUUUCUGACCAGGAGUCUUCUCAGUUUAUUGAUGUUAACGAUGAUGAUGGUAAUCCUAUCAAAGUAAAUGCCUGUCGCUUAUUCGUGGGAAAUGUUCCAUUUCUGUCAACUUGGUCAAGGCUCAGAAACUUUUUGGUAACCAAAUCGCAAGAACUCGAAACCUCUACUUCUAUUGACAUUUUGAGGGUGGAAAUCCCUAUGCAUAGUCCUAAGGAUCAUAAGGAAGAAUUCACUCGCACCAUGUCAAGGGGUUUUGCUAUUGUUACAACUGGUAAUCGUAUUUCAUCGGAAUUAAUCAUAAAGCAUUUCGAUGGCAUAGAAUUUGAAGGCCGAAACUUAACAGUCAGAUUUGACAAAUUUCCUGAAUUUAGCAACUAUAUAUUGCAACAACUUUAUUCGGGGCACAACAAGGAUAAGGCUUUAACGAGCUUGGCAUUUGAGAGGAAUUCAAUUCAGCAAAAGUUUUACUAUGGUAAUGGAUACCAAGGCUACUCAAAUUUCCCAAGCCGUUCUCAUAGUUUCAGUCACCGAAGCUCUAAUCCUCAGCACAAUUCAUCUUCGCCUCGAUUUCCAAUUCUACAACCAAAUUUCGUUCCCCAAGUCCAUCCCUCAGUACGCUACACCACCAACUUGAAUAUACCAAGACUGAUCAAGCCCAAACAAGAUGCAGAACCUUUGGAUGAUCUCAAUGAGGACGAGAAGGCCCGUGAGUUGGUAAACCUGUUCAAAUCGUUAGGAAUAUCCUCGUAAACGAUUUCGGGUUCAAGACCUUGUGGUCAAAGCUAACACGGAUAUCAGCUAGAUGCGCCCACUUCAGGCAAGUAUAUUGCACCUCACAUUUUAUCAAUACUACCUGUAUAACGCAGAAAGCUAUUUCGGUGCAUAUUGGUUUGUAAUCAUGAAUUAUUUGUGUUGAUCAAACCGCCGCAUCUUUCUAUAAGUUUAAUGCACAACUUCAAUUCGC